Molecule: messenger RNA, 1182 nt
Organism: Trichomonas vaginalis G3
Lineage: Eukaryota; Parabasalia; Trichomonadida; Trichomonadidae
Product: histone acetyltransferase protein
Exons: 1
Coding region: 1-1182 (393 amino acids)
Biological process (GO): chromatin remodeling; positive regulation of transcription by RNA polymerase II
Cellular component (GO): histone acetyltransferase complex
Molecular function (GO): histone H3 acetyltransferase activity; protein binding
Source: RefSeq, a predicted model, not a curated record
AUGGAAGAGAGUGCUCCUAUUUGGCUACAUCGUCCUCCAAUUACUUCCAAUCUACGCACCCAUCCAGGUAUUCGCCACAUAUCUCGCUUACACACAAAGCCAGCUCCAAUGAAACAUGUCGAUGAAAGAUAUAAAGAUGCCCAGCUACGAAUAGUAAGAAAUUUCUUAGGCGCUCAUCCGCAAACGUUAAUACUUCUUAAUGAGUCUAAGAAUCUUUUCAGCAAACAGCUUCCAAAUAUGGGUGGAGAGUAUAUUUCACGACUUGUUUUCGAUAUUCAUUCAGAAACUGUUAUGUUGCUUUCAAAUGGAAUAGUUACAGGCUCUAUUAGCUCAAGAUUGUUCCCAAUUGAAGAAUUUGUUGAGAUAGUUUUCCUUGCAGUUCAAUCUCAAGACCAAGCUCGUGGAUACGGCCGUUUAGUUAUGAAUUAUCUCAAACAGGCAAUGAUGGUCUACAAAUUUUAUGAUUUUCUUGCUUGCGCGGAUAACGAAGCUGUUACAUUUUUCAAGAAAUUAGGUUUCAAUGACAGGGCUAUCAUGAUGGAUCCAUCCAGAUGGGUCAGGAGGAUCAAAGAUUACGAUGGUGUCACUCUUGUCCACUGCAAACUGCACAAAGAGAUCGAUUACAUGAAUUUCGCAAAAACAAUUCAACUUCAGAUAGAUUUUGUCGAAAAUAUCAUAGGAAAACAUAUAAUAAAUACACCAAAGGCACUAGAAAACCCAUUUGUUAAUCAUACAUUCGCUCCUACAAAAGUUUCGAUGCCAUUACCAAAAAUUAUGAAACUUAUUCACAAUAAUGUACCGCAGACGGAAUACGAUAAGAACAAAAUAGUUGAUUACCGUGAAAAAAUGUCGAAAUUACGAAAAACUUUCAUUUCUAUCAUUGACAAGUUCAUUGCGAACCCGAAAUUCAUGCUAUUCGAACGCCCUGUUACAGAAGAUAUCGCACCAAAGUACUUUGAAUUGAUUCAGAAACCAAUGGAUUUCAUUACUAUAAAACGAAGGCUCGAACGCUUCCCAGACUAUUACAAACGACCAGAACAGUUGUACUCUGACUUCCAGUUGAUUGCGGAUAACUGCAAAGCGUUUAAUCCGCCUGGAUCUCAGUAUAUCGCUUUGUCAAACUCGUUAAUGAGUACUGUUAAGGCUAUCUUCGGUCAGGAAUUCCCUGAUCACGCUGUUUGA